Talaromyces rugulosus is the source of this 2481-nucleotide messenger RNA. RefSeq lists its product as uncharacterized. The transcript has a single exon. The record is from RefSeq and is a predicted model, not a curated record. NCBI's taxonomy places the organism in Eukaryota, Fungi, Ascomycota, Eurotiomycetes, Eurotiales, Trichocomaceae. Bases 1 to 2481 code for a protein of 826 amino acids.
AUGGCCGAGGGUCCUAGGUCAGGUCCUAUACCUACGGGGCCCAGAGAAGACCAGGCAUUGCCGAUUUCUGCCGUAUCGCCACCUCGCGAUCCUCGUCGUCUUUCGCGUCAAAACAGUCUUGCUUUCCUCCCUCGUCAGAUGUCUACCCCCUCUCCCGCUAUCGCUACCACUACUACUGUACCUACUACCACGACGCCCCCAACAGAGGAAAAAAUAUCAUAUGGAGAAAAGUUGGUGGAACAUCUAGCUGGAAUCUCAACAACAAUUGCCAUAGCUGCAAAUCUGAAGGCUGAGCAAAAGAAAGCGAGAAACACCCUCGGGGCCAUAAAUUUUCACCAUGAAAAGCUGAAGAACUUGGAUCAGUUUCCGGCAGCAAGAGACCUUGUUUGCCUAGUUCGAGAUUCCAAAAACGAUGAGAUUGAAUCUUUGAAAACUGAACUCGAUGCCCACAGCGAGAGUCAAGCGAAGCUGGCCAAGCAGGUUGCUGGUUUGUUCAACGAUGCGGAGACACGAAGUCAAAAGCAACCGUCAGGAGACUUGAAGGCUAUUGAAGCCGAAGCAAUUUCCACGAGACUGUCAAUUGAAAAAAUAACAAAGGAUGUUGUGUUUUUAAAGAACGAAAAUACAGCCCAAACAAAAGAGAAUCACCUUCUCCAUAAACAAGUCAAAGAGCAAGCGAAUGAGCUUCAACACUUCAGAAGGGGUCGGCAUGAAGAUAUCGACUAUCUAAGAAAAGUCUUUGACCGCGGAAUGGGCCAAACCUCCUCCGAAAUCCGUCAAUUAAGGGAGGAGUUUGAAAAGCCAAGCAAUCAUCCGAUCCCCCCAUCCGAUCUCAAACGAGUAGAGCAACUCGAAUCAGACACUUCUCAAUUGAAAAAGGCAUUGGCAGAAACUGUGAAUGCAGUAGUAACUGGACAGUUGAAACACGUUGAAACGGCACCAAAGCCAACACACACAGUGGACGAAGAUGCUGUCAAGGCAUUAACCCAGCGUCUCGGCGCUGUCGAAACGAUGUUGUCUCAAAAGUCAAACAAUGCCGACCAGCAGCCUAUGAAAAUGGACGUUGAAUCUCCUAAUUCUAAAUAUGACCAUCUGAAAAAGAUUCUGGAGGAUUUCAUGGACCUACAGGCAUUUAAAGACGACCAGCAAAUGAAGGCUAUUGAAGAUAACGAUGUUAAUAUGGGACAAAAGCUGCAAGAGACGGUUGUGAAGAUCAGUGCCGAUAUUAAGUCUCAGAUUGAGACGGCCAUGCAGCAAGCUAAAGAUGAUCAAGUGCUGAAGCAGUUGGAUAAAAUGGCGGGUUUGAAAGAGUCCUCUGAACAGAAUGAUCAGCGACUUCAGACCUUGGAGACAGCAAUCACAUCAUUAGAGUCUCGAUAUAACUCGCUCAGCCCGAAUUCUUUGGUUGACCAGGCAAUGCCGGUCUUCACAAGAAUGUACCCUCCACCUCACGUUAUGCAAAGUGUAAUUGAGGGGCUGCAUUCUGUCCAGUUACACCUAUCUAAAUUCCCAGAUUUGUCCAGUCUAUUAACAGCGACUGAGAGCCACGGGAAACAACUGGUAGUCAUGAACUCAACAGUAACUCGUACGACUGAGGAUAUGAGAAAAAGAAAUAGUGAGGCUAUGGCGGAAAUGCGAAACUACAAGCAGCAGGUACAACAGGACAUCGCAGAUUUCCAGAAAGGGAUUACGGGUCUAAACGAGAUGCGAGAUUCUUUCUUUUCCUUCGUUCGUGACAGUCAGAAUAACCAUGCUGGCACGCAGAAAACGUUGCAGGAUAUCAUUCAAGAAAGGGGUCGAGUGGAAAGAGAGGUCUCGGCCGUAAAGGAUCACGUCAAUGAACUUCACGCUCAAGUACAGGGAUUGAGAGCAACAUUGGAUGAACUCAAGGAGUUACAGGCUCAAAUUCCUGGCCUCGUUGCCAACACAGACCAGCUCAAGGAGCUACAAGCUGGGGUUCAGGAUUUGGAUCACAGGAUCUCUAGAUUCUCUGCCAUCUUGGACUCGUACAGGCCCGAGGACAUGCGGUUGCGUCUGGUAAAUAUUGAGGUUUCUCUGAAAGAGCAGAACGAAGUUGUGGCCCAUCAAUUGGAAGGAAUCCAAGACAAACAAAAGGCGAUCGACCAAGAAAUUUCCAGCUUGCCCCACACUUCCCUGGAACAGUUUAAGCAGGAGAUUGAGAAUAUCAAAAACCAGCUCAAGCAAGACUCCGAGGACUCGGGACAGUCAAACGGCCCAUAUCAAACAGCAAUGUUGAAGAUGUCAAAGGACGUGCAGAAACUGGCCAAGAAAGUCCGCCAACUCGAGCAAGCUAGAACGGCCAUCGAAUCACAAAUCAAUGCGCAGUCCUCUGAUCCUGACUCGCUAGAAGCUAGAAUCCAACCUCCGGCCCAUACCACUCAAGAACAUCUUACCAACAGGACGAAGAAACGGAAACGAAACCAAUCGUCCUCAAAUACAAAUAGCCCUCGUUGGACAUGA